UGGAGAAGCGCCCAAAGAACGGUAAAUGUGCAAAGGGGCAAAAGCUAUCCAGACAUAGGGAUCGCAGCGGUACCGAAAAUCAUCAUAAAAAGAUGAAUAGGCUGUUCAACGAUUUCUAUGAUAUCCUGGAAAACUCUCCUCUACCGGAAGAUGCCUUCGAAACCAGCUCGCAGAUCGAUGGACAGAUCCGCAAUGUCCACAUGACCAACCUGAGCGUGUGCAUCAAGCAGCAGCGCCUGGACGCCGUAUUCAAAAAGACACCACCUGUUAAGCUAGAAUGGAUGGAGUUCCAGGACAACACGAUAAAGUCCCAGUCCAAAGACGGCUUUGAGGAUCGCAUGGAACAGACCACUCCCUGUCCGCACACGGCUUCGCUGACGCCAUCCGACAUGAAAAUUCAGUCCUUCAACAAGCCCAUUAAGGAAGCUCAGCACCAAAUGGUACAGAUAAGGGAUGAACAUCAAAAUCUCUAUGACUCGGAGGCAUAUCCGAAACAGACUUCAAUGGAGCCAUUUGAGAUGCGACGCUACUGCUUCAACCAGUCUGUGGGUGAAGAUGAAGAUCUGCAGCUUAUGGAGAAUACCAGAGGCAAAGGUAUUCAUUUUUCUGAUCCGGGGCUAUCUUCACCCCUGUCACAAGUAGAAUCAUCCAGCAUGGAAUAUGGCACUUCCAAACAAACUACUAGCGAAGCUCAGCAUAAUAUGGAAAAGACUAUAAAUGAAUCUCAACAGCUGUACGACCAAAGACCAUCUCCUCCACCAACUUCACUAAAGCCAUCCGGGAUCAAAAGUUACUCUUUUAACCAGUCUAUAGACAAAGAUCAGCACACCAUGGAGGAAAACAUGCGUGAGCGAAUUCAAUUUUUUGAUCCGAGGUUAUCCUCGCCUUCGUCAUAUGUAGACCCACGUAACAUGGAAUAUCGACCUUUCAACCAGCCUAUGGGCGGAGAUCAGCACCCCAUGGAUGAUCCCGUACAUGAAGAUUCAUCCAGCAUGCAAUAUCGCGCUAACAGACCGUCUAUGGGCGGAGAUGGAGAUCAGCACCUUAAAGGGGGUACCAAUGGUGAAAGAAUUAAAUUUUUUUAUCCGGGAGUAUCUUCGCCUUCGUCACAUGAAGGCUCAUGCAACAUAGAAUAUAAAUCUUUCAAUCAGUUUAUUGGCGGUUCUCAGCCUCACAUGGAGCAGACUAUGAAUAAACCUCAAAAUAUUUACAACCAGGGACCAUCUCCGCCACAGACUUCACUGGUUCCAUCCGGAAUGAGACGUAACUCCUUAUACCAGUCUAUAGGUGGAGAUCAGAACCUCAAGGAGGAUACCUUAGAGGAACAAUCUCAACGUUUUGACCCAGGGCUAUCUUUGACUUUGUCGAAUGUAGGCCCAUGCAACAUGGAAUCUCGAGCUCUUAACCAGCUUAUGGGCGGCGUUCAACCCCGAAUGGAACAUCAAGGGCCAUCUCCGCCACCGAAUUCACUGGAUCCAUCAGGGAUAAGACAUUACUCCUAUAACCAGUCUAUAGACGAAGGUAUUCCAUUAUUCCAUCCGGAGCUAUCUUCGCCUUCGUCACAUGCAGAGUCAUCCAGAAUGGAAUAUCGCGCUUUCAACCAGUCUAUGGAUGGAGGUCAGCAUCAGAUGGAACAGACUAUGGAUGAACCUCAUGCAUAUCCAACCACGACUUCACUGGAGCCAUCCGAGAUGAGACGUCACUCAUUCAACCAGUCUAUGGGUGAAGAUGAAGAUCUGCAGCUCAUAGAAAAUACCAGAGGUGAAGGUAUUCAAUAUUCUGAUCCGGGGCUAUCUUCGCCUUCGUCACAAGUAGAAUCAUCCGGCAUGGAAUAUCGCACUUCCAAUCAGACUAUGGACGGAGCUCACCAUUACAUGGAACAGACUAUGGAUGAACCUAAACUUCUCCACGACCAAAUACCAUCUUCGAACCCGAAUUCACUGGAUCCAUCAGGGAUGAGACGUCAUUCCAUCAAACAUUCUUUAGGUGGUGAUCAGCACCUCAAUGAGGAUACCAUAGCGGAACAAUCUCAACUUUUUCAUCUAGGGCAAUCUUUGUCUUCGUCACAUGUAGACCCUUGCAACAUCGAACAUAGAGCUUUCAAGCUGUCUACAGGCGGUGAUCAGCACCCCAUAGAGAAUACCAGGGCUGAAGGUAUUAAAUUUUUUGAUCCUAAGCUAUCGACGUUGUCUCCGCCAUCCCCACCGGCGGGACUAUCUAGCAUGAGGCAUCAAUUCGACAAAACGACUAAGGAUGCACCUCAAAUUUACGAUUCAAGGCUACCCGCCAUGCGAGCGUGUUUUAUCGAGAAGCCCAUACGGGGGCCUCAAAAUGACAUGCAACAGAAAUUACGUGAAAUUCCGAAAAUUUUUGGAACGACCAAUGUUGGAGACCAGCAAUUGUUCGAUACAAAGGGUCCAUCUGGUAUAGAAAAGUUCUCUUUUAAUCAGUCUAUGGGUGGCCCUCAGCACAUCAAGCAAAAGAUUAUAGGUGCAAUUCAGCAAGACGGCAAAAAUACCAAGGGUGGAUCUCAGAAAUUCCAGGGUCCGGGACCAUCCGGCUUGGGAGUGCAUUUACAAGAUUCUAAGGGACGCGCUACCGGCGAGUCCAUGGGCGGCCCUCAGAAUAUAAUGCAAAAGACAAUAGGUAAGCCGCCUAAUUACCACGAAAAAACCAAUGGUGCACCUCGGAAAUUCAAAGGUCCAAGACAAUCUGGAUUAGGGCAGCGCUCUUUGAACCAGUCUAUAAACAGACCUCAGCACCUCAUGAAGAAGAAGACCAUGGAUGCUUGUCUGCAAGGCGACAAAAAGACCAAAGGUGGUCCUCAGAAUUUGGAAUGUCGCGGACCAUCCGGCCUUGAGGUGAAUAUAUGGGAUUCUAUGGGACACGCUAAAGGCAAGUUCAUGGGCGGCUCUCAGAACCUCAUGUUAAAGACCAUGGUUGAGCGGCUUAAAUUCCACGAAAUGAGAAAGCAUAAACCUCAGAAAGUAUACGACCCUAUGACGCCAACGAAAGGCCGCCGACACUUUGGAUGUUCUGUGUGUUCUGCGACAUCCUCUAAAUGCACCCCAGAGAUGCUCACAGUCGUCGAGCCACCUUUUUAUGACGUCAAAUAUCCCAAUACCGCUCGAUCAACAUAUAGUGACGGAUCCCACUAUGUCACUCCAUACCCCAGCAGUGAAGAAGCCUCUGACAGCCCAACUCCCAGAACGAAGGGGACAGAGAAACGAGAAGACGUCCACAAAAACCUGCGCGAGGACAUGCUCCAUGUUUUGAUGUCAGUCCGACGCGAAUUGGGCGGUGAAGUGACAUUCCGAGAGGAUGACUAUCUGGAGAAAGAGAUGGCCCGCUACAAGGCAGUGCUCAUUAAAACCAAAGAAAAAAAACUUAAAAAAAUAAUGCGGGGUGGGGAUCCCAAGGCCGAGCGCCGCUAUUUAUUGGAGAACAUGGAAAGAGAUCUGCUCUCUGUUUUAAAAUAG
This is a messenger RNA of Drosophila persimilis, 3479 nucleotides long. RefSeq lists its product as uncharacterized. The coding region runs from base 93 to 3479 and encodes 1128 amino acids. NCBI's taxonomy places the organism in Eukaryota, Metazoa, Arthropoda, Insecta, Diptera, Drosophilidae. The transcript has 3 exons. The record is from RefSeq and is a predicted model, not a curated record.